Schistocerca cancellata (South American locust) is the source of this 3920-nucleotide messenger RNA. RefSeq names its product 1,5-anhydro-D-fructose reductase-like. The transcript has 7 exons. The coding region runs from base 118 to 1119 and encodes 333 amino acids. Gene Ontology annotation, cellular component: cytosol. Gene Ontology annotation, molecular function: aldose reductase (NADPH) activity. Lineage: Eukaryota; Metazoa; Arthropoda; Insecta; Orthoptera; Acrididae. The record is from RefSeq and is a predicted model, not a curated record.
UCUGUUGCAACGCAGCAUAGUAAACAGUUGUCACGUGUGGGAUGUCAGAAGAGAAGCCACGUUUUCGUCGAGCUGCCCAGUAUCCAUACUUUUAUACUACAAUAAGUACCGACGAAAAUGGAAAAAGUGUUGGCGCCUAUCACUUUCUACAAUGGAAGGAAAAUGCCCAUUAUUGGGCUGGGGACCUGGCAGUCAUCUCCAGAUGAAGUGGAAAAAGCUGUUGAUGUUGCAUUACAAGCAGGAUAUCGGCACAUAGACACAGCUGCUACCUAUGGGAAUGAGGCUGCCAUUGGGAGGGCUUUACAAAAAUGGUUUGAGUCUGGAAAAAUAAAAAGGGAAGACCUGUUUAUUGUUACUAAGCUACCUCCAGUGGGAAACAGGGCAGAGUGUGUUCAGAAGUACCUGAAGAAGUCUCUUGCUGCUCUGCAGCUGCAAUAUGUGGAUCUGUAUCUUAUACAUUACCCUGUUGGCCUCCAGGAAAUACAAGAUGAAAGUUUUCCGAAGGACAAGGAUGGGAAUAUUUUGUUUGAUAUGAACACAGACCAUAUCAGCCUAUGGAAGGCGAUGGAAGCCCAGGUAGACGCGGGCCUUGCCCUGUCAAUUGGUCUCUCCAACUUCAAUGCCGAGCAGAUAAAACGCAUUUGGCAGUCAGCACGGGUCAGACCAGCGAACUUGCAGGUGGAGCUCCACGUCUACCACCAGCAGCGGGAACUGCGUGCCUUCUGCCGGGCUCUGGACAUCACCAUCGUCUCGUACUUCACUCUCGGUUCUCCUCGCUACUACAGCUACAUUGAAAACCUGGGCUUGGAUGUUAGUAGAAUACCAAAACAACAUCCCCUGAGCGAUGCUGUUGUCUUGCACAUUGCCCAGAAACACGGGAAGUCAGCUGCACAGGUACUGCUUCGGUUUGUCAUGCAGCUAGGAGUGGCCGUCAUACCGAAGAGUACUAAUCCUGAGCACAUUCAGCAAAAUUUUGAUGUAUUUGACUUUGAACUUUCUCCAGAAGACAUGUAUUCACUGGAAGCUUUGGAUAAAGGAGAACGGGGCCGACAAGUGAAUGAUGUAAUUUUUCCAGGACAAGAAAAUCAUCCUGAAUAUCCAUGGAAGUACCGCUAUUAAUGAGAUAUUGUUGUGAAAACACUAUCCAGCAAUGAGAAGAUACUGAAAUGCAUUAGCAUCUUAAUUGGUGGUUAAUGCAUUGCAAGAGCUUUAGAUACCUUGAAAAAACAAUAGUGUAAAAUAAAUGCCUGACAGCAAUUUCGAAACAAGUGGGACAGUACAAGGUCACGGAGACACCAAUAUUAUCAAGCAACUGUGUGUCAAUGCAAUACCAUGUACCUAGACAGUAAGGCAUUACAGCUCCAGUAUGAUGUCAUACGCUACGGACAAGCCUAUAGCAUUAACUGGAAGUCUGCAGUGAUAUGAUUGCACUAACAUUUUUGAUGAACAAUCAACACUGCUAACUAAAUUUUACUGUGGUGGCCCAUACGAUAUAGAUGAAGUUACUGUGAACUAUAUUUUUUUAUUAUUAAAACAAAGUGCAAGGUGUUGUAUUUUCUAAAGAUAUUGAAGAAGACGUGGUUGUUUUAUAGUUUUAUAUGUGGUGUUUUUUUUUAUUGCCACAAUGUAUUCGUAACAUUGAUAGAGUAAACAACAACAAAAAAUGUGCAUCUUGUAGUUACAAAUAAGUAGCGAACUUGGCAAUGCCAUUACUCGUAAAUAGCUAGCAAACCUGGCAAUACUUCGCAAUUGCACAAUAUGCAUGGGAAUUGGAGGUACGUCGUAAUCCCCAGCUACCCUCCCCCCUCUUUCUCCAUCUUCUCCUGCCUUCCCCCUCCCUCUGUUGUUCUCCUCCUUGCCCAUCUCUCUAUCCUACAUAUAUAUAUGUAUAUACUAUAUAUAUUUACAAAUAUAUAGUCUAUGACUGUCCAAAUUUUAUUAGAAUAUUGUGUGAAAAUUUGAAGUAAAUAGGCUAAGAACAUGUUGAGAUUUUUGCUAAUAAGAUUUCCUCCUUAUAUAUUACAUGUAUUUAUUUAUAUACUAUAUAUAUUUAAAAUAUGUUCAUUAGAGUACUAUAUAAAAUUUUUAAGUAAAUUGGUCAAGAACUUUGUAACUAUUUUGACCAACAUGUAUUGGCCAUACAAGACUAACUGUACGUGAAAUGAAAUUGCAUAUUUAAUUGUACUACAGGCAAAUGUUGAUACUGGAAAUCAGUAAUUUAAUAACAAAAAAGCUAGUAUUAACCCAUCACAUUUUUUCAUUAAUAAAAAGUUAGUUUACUAGAACCAGUUCACAGACACACACACAAGGACAACAUGCUCUGACGGGUGAUACUACCGGUGAUUCUGAACAAAAAAACUUCUAAUAAACAUAUGCCCUUUUCUUAACUGUCUCCAAGUAAACUAAUGAAAACAGCUAGGAACUGGAAAGGUGCAGGUGACAGUAAAUUAAGAUACUGUUAUCUUAUGACUUGUUUAAUUGUGUACAUUUCCUCACAGAAGAUGUUAAACAGUCCACCGCCAACUUCAAUGCAUGUUGCGCGCUUGUAGACAGGUGCUGUGUCACCGAUCAGAGCUCAGUUUUGCAUUCCUUUACCUGGGCACAAGCAUGUAAAAUAUGAGCGAGAAGUUCCUCUCGUGUCCACUCUGCGCUUGUGGACGUCACUCUUCAGCCACCCCCACAAACAGUAAUCCAAUGGGGUAAGGUCGAGUGACCUCGGUGGCCAGGCAGUGACUCCACGGCAACCGAUUCAACGACCAGGAUACGUUGUGUUGAGAUACUCUGUCACUGGCCGUAUGGAAUGUGUAGGAGCUCCACCGUGCUUAAAGUACAUACGAGUUCGUGUUGCCAAAGAGAUAUCCUCCAUGUAUUCUGGUAACACAUUUUGAAGAAACUGAAGAUACUGUGUCCCAGUAAGACGGUUAUCUAAAACAACUCAACCGAUGAAUUGGUCAUUGAUAAUACCGCACCACACAUUGACUGAGAAACGUUGAAAAUUCAUUUCCACAGUAGCGUGCACAUUUUCAUUUGCCCAUACAUGAGAGUUGUGGAUGUUGAUUUCGUUGCAGGUAAAUGUUGACUCAUCAGUGUCAAUGUUGAAAAUUCAUUUCCACAGUAGCGUGCACGUUUUCAUUUGCCCAUACAUGAGAGUUGUGGAUGUUGUUGAUUCCAUUGCAGGUAAAUGUUGACUCAUCAGUGAACAGAAUACGUAGAAUUAAUCGCUCGUUGGUAAUGAUCCACUGACAGAAUGCUUGCCGGGCGGCAGCAUCUCCUUCGUGCAUAUGUUGUACACUCUGCCGAUAAAAGGGGUACAGACCGUGCACAUGUACUGUGCGUGUCACUUGUGUUUGUGGAAUACCAAGUUGGACAGCAAUUAUUCUAGAGCUAGUAGUAGGGUUGCGUUCCACUGCUUGUUGUACAAGACAUUCAGAGACAAUGUUUAUGCUGGGAAGCGUACCAUGCUCACGCAAUCUGUGAAACACCCUGCUGUCUGGCACUCUGCGAUUUGGAAAUUGUUGCUGGUAUUCUCACACAGCAGCUCUGGAAUUCCUAUUGGACAAACCAUAGACAAACAACAUGACAACAUACUCUGCAUGUGUGAAUAUCCACGGCAUUUUCACUACACAAAACUAUAUUCGUUGUUCACAUAACAGUACUGUAGUGCCGUGCACAAUGACAAACACUGUCGGACUGAGAUGUAAACAGCUGCACCUGGGUAAGUGAACUGCAUACUGACAUGGUUAGUAAGGACAACACUACACGUUUCCUGUUCUUAGUUGUUUUCAUUGUUUUUCCCGGAAACAGUUACGAAAAGGGCAUACGUUUAUUAGGAGUUUUUUGUUCAGAAUCACCAUUAGUAUCACCCUCAAAGCAUGUACCUUUCCUCCUGACACACCCUGUACACGUGUGUGUGUGUGUGU